Abrus precatorius (Indian licorice) is the source of this 1003-nucleotide messenger RNA. RefSeq names its product vacuolar protein sorting-associated protein 2 homolog 1. Gene Ontology annotation, cellular component: ESCRT III complex; multivesicular body. Gene Ontology annotation, biological process: late endosome to vacuole transport; protein transport; endosome transport via multivesicular body sorting pathway. The record is from RefSeq and is a predicted model, not a curated record. The transcript is spliced from 5 exons. The coding region runs from base 198 to 869 and encodes 223 amino acids. Lineage: Eukaryota; Viridiplantae; Streptophyta; Magnoliopsida; Fabales; Fabaceae.
UACUCCGCACGUGUAGCAAAAGAUGGAAACAAUGGUUCAUUGAUGAUUCCUCUGUUUCAACGCUUACCGCGUAAGCAAGCUGCACGAUCAAAAGCAUUGCCACCAAAUCCCAAACGCUGAACACGUAUCUCACACCUUGUUUUCUUAUCUUCUAGAUUUUCUCUUCGAUCUCUGCUAAGGUUGUUCGUUUCAGCGCCAUGAGUUUCAUCUUUGGAAAGAGAAAAACACCCGCAGAGCUUCUGCGGGAAAAUAAGAGGAUGUUGGACAAAUCAAUAAGAGAAAUCGAGCGCGAGAGGCAAGGUUUACAAGCACAAGAGAAGAAAUUGAUUUUGGAGAUAAAGAAAAGUGCCAAACAAGGCCAGAUGGGAGCUGUUAGAGUUAUGGCAAAAGAUCUUGUUAGAACAAGACAUCAGAUUGAAAAAUUUUAUAAGCUAAAAUCACAGCUCCAAGGUGUAUCACUCAGAAUUCAGACUUUGAAAUCAACUCAAGCAAUGGGUGAGGCUAUGAAAGGCGUGACAAAGGCCAUGGGACAAAUGAAUAGGCAAAUGAACUUGCCAUCUCUGCAGAAAAUUAUGCAAGAAUUUGAGAGACAGAAUGAGAAGAUGGAAUUGACGACUGAGAUGAUGGGAGAUGCAAUAGACGAUGCGAUGGAAGGAGACGAAGAAGAAGAAGAAACAGAAGACCUAGUGAAUCAGGUUCUUGAUGAGAUUGGAAUUGACAUAAACCAAGAGCUUGUGAAUGCACCAUCUUCAGCUGUUGCUGCCCCAGCUGCAAAGAGUAAGGUACCUCAAGUUGAAACUACAGGGAAUGAUGAGAAUGGGUUAGAUAGUGAUUUACAGUCAAGGUUAGAUAAUUUGAGAAAAAUGUAGUCUAUCCUCUAUGAUAUAGGGAGAGUGAUGCUCAUAUGUACCAUAUAGAUUGAUAAGUGGUGCCACGAUGUGAUGAACUCAUAAUUAUAAAAUGAUGGUUUUUUUAAAUAAAUAAAAUUCCUUUAUCAGUUUUU